UUGCUGCGUUAUUAGAUGUAUACUCGACCGUCCUCACUUCUCCUCCUCAGUCAAGCCAGUCCUGCUCAAGCCGCCCAAAAAUGCCCCGCCUCUGCAGCCCCCAACGCUAAAAACGUCAAACAGAUGCUUCUGGACUGGUGCAAGGCCAAAACGGAGCCAUAUGGGGGAGUGGACAUCCACAACUUCUCCUCCAGCUGGAAAGAUGGCAUCGCCUUCUGCGCUUUGGUGCACCGUUUCUUCCCCGACGCGUUUGAGUAUUCCACCCUGAACCCGAACAAGGCCAAGGACAACUUCCAGCUGGCGUUUAGUACCGCAGAGAGGCUGGCCGGCUGUCCCCCACUGCUGGACCCCGAAGACUUGGUCCGGAUGAAGGAGCCUGACUGGAAGUGCGUUUACACGUACAUCCAGGAGUUCUACCGCUGCCUGGUUGAAAAAGGCCUGGUCAAAACCAAAAAGAGGGCUUAGUCUCUUGGCUGGACAUUCGCAUUUAAACAAAGUCAAGUAGACACAUUCGGUUUGCCGUGAAGAAAUGGAAGGCAUAGCUUUGGAACGUGAUCAUUAAUGGACCCUUGAUCAGGUACAUCCACACAGACUGAGAGUGCAAAAUCUACCUUUUCAAACAAUAAAAUGCAGUUUGGAUUGACACGAUCGGAGAAGUAUUCCCUGACUUAUUGCAGAGAUCCAUUACGAUGACACACAUUUUCAGUUACAAAGGUUCAUUUUCCAAUUCAAGCAGUCCCUUUUAUUCAUGUUGUGGUCAGUGAUAGAUUGAUCCAGAAGACAAUCGUUUUGUCAAUCUAUUGACGUUAAAUAUUUUUACUUUAUUAAAAUGGAUUAACGAUUGUAUGUGAA
Hippocampus comes (tiger tail seahorse) is the source of this 852-nucleotide messenger RNA. RefSeq names its product smoothelin-like protein 1. The coding region runs from base 16 to 465 and encodes 149 amino acids. The transcript has 3 exons. NCBI's taxonomy places the organism in Eukaryota, Metazoa, Chordata, Actinopteri, Syngnathiformes, Syngnathidae. Gene Ontology annotation, molecular function: protein binding. The record is from RefSeq and is a predicted model, not a curated record.